Triplophysa rosa is the source of this 1761-nucleotide messenger RNA. RefSeq lists its product as uncharacterized. The transcript has 5 exons. The record is from RefSeq and is a predicted model, not a curated record. NCBI's taxonomy places the organism in Eukaryota, Metazoa, Chordata, Actinopteri, Cypriniformes, Nemacheilidae. The coding region runs from base 290 to 1114 and encodes 274 amino acids.
GAUUAAAGAGACAUCUUGAGGCGUGCGCUGACCGCAGAUCAGUACAAACACCGGCAAAUAGUUUAAGUUUUAAGGACCUACGUCUUUAAACUGACCCGAGAGCGCAGAAGUGGGUCUCAAAGUGUUAUGUUUCAAAACACCCAUUUCUAGGACAUCGUGCCUCUGACUGAAAACAUCGCUUUAUAAAGGCGACGGGAACCCCAAACGUGCUUUUUGACCACAUUAAAAGAAGAAAUCAAACAUUUUAAAUGUUACUUAAACGACGUUGUUUUAUAUUACGGCGAUAUCCAUGAGGGAUGUUUUCUUUUGGGUGUGUAUGUUGAUUAUUAACGUUGUGUUUGGUGCUGAUGCAGAAGAAGUGAAGUCAGUGUCAGUGAUGGAGGGAGAUUCUGUCACUCUUUACACGGAUGUUACUCACAUACAGAGAUAUGAUAAGAUCGAGUGGAUAGAUGAAUCUCAAAGUGCUCUUAUGGCUCAAAUCAAUACACGGGCCAAAUCUAGCUCUAUGUGUGAUGGUUAUGACGAGAGAUUCAGAGUCAAACUAAAGCUGGAAAACCAGACCGGAUCUCUCACCAUCACAAACAUCAGCAUUGCACAAUCUGGGCUUUAUAAACUACACAUCAUCUGGAACAAUAAAACUUCAUACAUGAGGUUCAAUGUUACUGUCUAUGCUCGUCUGCCCGUUCCCGUCAUCACCGAUGACUUUCUAAACUGUUCAUCAUCAGAACGAUCUUCGAACUGUUCUUUUCUGUGUUCAGUGAUGAAUGUGACACAUGUGAGUCUCUCCUGGUACAAAGGAAAGAGUUUAUUGUCCAGCAUCAGUGUGUCUGAUCUCAUCAUCAGACUCUCUCUACCUCUGGAGGUGGAAUAUCAGGAUACAAACACAUACAGAUGUGUCGUCAACAAUCCCAUCACAAACCACACACAACAUCUCACCGACGUCUGUAAGUGUUCAGAACACCACAUUACAUUGAUAACUGCUGCGGUUGUGGUCACUGCUUUGUGUCUGCUGGGGAUCAUAGCAGGUGCCGUUCACCAUCGCAAAAAGGGUCAGAUCGCUCAUCUACAAUCACACCAUUCAGAAAGUACCGGGGAAACGAGCGGUCGAUGCUAGCCGGAGACCAAUAUUGGACAAUUUAGCUAUACACCUGCACUUUUAGUUGCAGCAGAAGUUUGCGGAGUAUUUAGGAGUCCAACCUUAAAAACUUGUGGUACCUGUUGAUUUCACCAGUGUUGUUCUUCUUAUUAUUAAUCCAUACUGUUGGUCUAUUGUGGCGCAUAAACCCUUUUGUAGAAAAGUUGUGAAAGUUAAUACACUGAAAACUGUAAUCGCUUAUGAUGGAGAAAAGUCACUAGAUUUAGCAACUUUUCAGAUGCCUUUAGCAUUUAUUUCCAUAAAAAGCACCUAACAACAAAUCUAGUGACUUUUCGACUUUUUGGACCAAUAAUAAUUAAAAAUAAGGCCAUAUGAUUUGUUUCAUAAAUCAUAGAUUGUUACCAAAAUGGAGAGUGUACCACAUACAGAAAGUAAUACCGUCAGAAAAGUGCAACUAGACACAUUUGUUGCAUGUUUUUAAAACAUUUUUAUAUAUGUUUUCAUAUUAAUUUAUUUUUGGGGGAGUCACUCUUUUGACUGGCUGUUGUUCGCAUUCUUCUUACGAAAUGUAUUGAAUCUGCUGUGGAAAAGCUCAGCUUUAAGCUUAAAUCUUUGUAAGAAAUCAUAAAACUUUUGUAUACUCUGCCGUAAAAAUAAAUCUUUAA